GGGGAAUCAAAGUGGUGUGGUGCAUAAAUACAGGCAAAUCUCCUCCACAGCCUUCUGAAUGCUAGAGAGGAGGAACCAAAGCGGACAUUGGUGGGGUUUAUUAAGCACUGAGGCAGGAGGUGACUGGAGCACUCAAAGCUCUACAGAGACAAAGAGGAGCAACCAAAGCAAUGUCACUGGCAGGGGUAAGCUGCCUGGUGACCGGCGCAGGAGGGUUCCUUGGCCGGAGGAUUGUUUGCUUACUGCUGGAAGAAGAUGAGGCGCUGGCUGAGAUCCGGCUGCUGGACAAAGCCUUCAGCAGGGAGGCACUCUGGAGUUUUGGAAAGUUUCAAGGCAAGACUGAGGUGAAAAUCCUGGAAGGGGACAUCCGAGAUGUGGAGUUCCUGCACCGUGCCUGUCAGGGGGUCUCGCUCGUCAUCCACACGGCAUCCAUCAUCGAUACCCUGGGCCUCGUGGAGAAGCAGCUGCUCUGGGAAGUCAACGUGACAGGUACUCAGAUGCUGCUGGAGGCAUGUGCUCGUGGUAAUGUUCAGCACUUCAUCUAUACCAGCACCAUAGAGGUAGCAGGCCCAAACUGCAAGGGUGACCCAAUUUUCAACGGUGAUGAAGAUACACCUUAUGAGAGUACAUCCAAAUUUCCUUAUGCUCAGAGCAAGAGGCUGGCAGAGGAAUCUGUGCUGAAGGCAGAUGGCCAGAUGUUGAAGGAUGGAGGCACGCUUGUGACCUGUGCCCUGAGAUCCAUGUACAUUUUUGGAGAAGGAUGUCCAUUUCUUCAAGGUCAUUUGGAUAAGUGCCUGCUGAAUAAAAACGUCUACCUGCGUUUCUCCAGGAAGGAGGCUUUAGUAAACCCCGUGUAUGUGGGGAACAUUGCCUGGGCACACGUGCAGGUGGCCAAAGCUUUGCAGGUCCCACAGAAAGCCAGACACAUCAGGGGGCAGUUCUACUACAUCUCAGAUGACACUCCUCACAUGAGCUACGCAGACCUAAAUUACGAGCUGACCAAGGAGCUGGGCUUUGGAAUUGAGCCCUGGCUCCCCAUGCCUCUGACAAUGCUGUAUUACUUCUCACUGCUGCUGGAGAUCGUGAGCUUCAUGCUCAGGCCCUUUGUCAGAUACAUCCCCUCAACCAACCGCCACCUGGUCACUCUGCUGAACACCCCCUUCACUUUCUCCUACAGAAAGGCACAAAGGGAUUUUGGCUACGUGCCCCGCUAUACAUGGGAAGAGGCAAAGAGGUACACCAGCCAGUGGAUUGCCUCCAUCGUCCCACAGAGGAGGGAGUACUUAAAAAGCAAGAAAGCCUAAAUGCUAAGAAGAGCAGAGGGCUGCCUCACCAAGGCUGGCCCCUCAUGAACCAGAAGGCAGCUGGGUAAACAGCAACAGCAAAUAACUACCCAGUGUUUAAUUGAAAAGAGAAAAAAAGAAAGUGUAACAGCAGCCUCAAUCAUCCCCAGAACCAAAAUAAAUAAAGGUGAAAUGUCCGUUUGUUUGUCAAGAACAGUCUGAUCAGGGUAAUGUUAUUGUAUAGUCCUAGUCCUACACUUGGGCAGCACGAAGAUGUUGAAUAAGACUCCACACAGCCCUUCUUCUGACUCCACGUAUUCUUUAAGGCUUUUUAAAGUAAUAAAGGCACAAUUUGCUCUAGAAAGAUGACUACAGUUUACGAGUGUGUUAAGCUAUACCCAACUCAUUCAGCAUUACACAGCAGGCAGAAGCCACUCGAUAGCAAAAGCAGUCACUAAUCUUGCUCACUUUUUCAAAAAUGUUGCCCAGCUUUCUGCAGUACUGACAGUACAACCUGAGAGGAAAUAUGGGCAGAGUAAGCCAACAGCACAGUGUUCGGUGCAACAUUAUCUUUAAUGAAGGCAGCUGUGUAGAGGGAAAGGAACGACGUUAUAUCUGUUCUUCAUCUCUUCUCAUUUUCCUAGUUAAGAUUUAUCAAACUUGAUGGCAGCCCAGGAGAACUAGAGCUGCAACGUGAUGGAAAGGAGAAAAAUACUGCAGGACAGCCUUGGUCACUGGGGACAUUCCGCUGCAGAUUAAAGAUGUUUGAGAACACUGGAGAAAUGACAAACAUGGCUGAAAAGAAAUGUAACACUAUUUUCAGGUUUCACCUGGGAGCAGAGGUUAACAUUAGCCAGUAGGUGCAUGUGCAUGUAUCCCAUUCCUGUGUUUUUUUCCUUCUGGCUCUGUGCAGCUUGUGUUGUGAAAGAAAACAACUGGUUCAUUUUGUUUUGUUA
Messenger RNA from Lagopus muta (rock ptarmigan), 2239 nucleotides. RefSeq names its product hydroxy-delta-5-steroid dehydrogenase, 3 beta- and steroid delta-isomerase 1 (gene HSD3B1). The transcript has 4 exons. The record is from RefSeq and is a predicted model, not a curated record. Gene Ontology annotation, molecular function: 3-beta-hydroxy-Delta5-steroid dehydrogenase (NAD+) activity. Lineage: Eukaryota; Metazoa; Chordata; Aves; Galliformes; Phasianidae. Gene Ontology annotation, biological process: steroid biosynthetic process. Bases 171 to 1304 code for a protein of 377 amino acids.